AACAUGCACAAAACGACAAUGAUCCAACGAAGACAGCAACAAGGAGGGAGGUAUAAAUACACAAGGGAAUCAGGAACACAUGGGCAGAGUAAUGAGGGACAGGUGAGAACAAUAAGGCUAAUCAAGGCAGGAGAGACACAGUCAGGGAGGCCGGGGUGGAUCAUGACAGAUACCAGAAAUGGGUGUGUGAUUUAAUAAGACGUGUGGAUAAUGAGUGGAUUUAUUGACUACUGGUCUCAUCAUGGCAUUUUAUGGCUGGAGGAACAUGACCAGUUUGCUCGGAGUGCUUCACACUCAAAGUAAUGAUGGAACAGACGCGUCUUCACCAAGGACUGGGUCCAGGAAGCAAGCAGAAGAUUUCCUUUCUAAUAAAGCCUAUUUAUUGCUUCCAGUGGUACUUUAGUUCAGAAUGUAUUUGAGGACAGGUGGAGUCUGAACAAUCUGUUUGUAGGGAAGCCAGUCGAAACAGAGGAAAUAGAUAAUGUAAGAUGUAGAGAAAGCAAAUAUAUAAUCACACUUUUGUUCAGUGGAGGCUGUGGAUGGUAGAGAUUGGAGUUUAACAAGAUAGUUAGCUAAUCUAACAGUUAGCUUCUACUAGCCGAGAUAUUCUCUGCUGUUUCCUAGAUGCUAAACCAACAGCAGCUUUCCGCGUUGCAGGUCAUGAUGGGUGAGUCCAUGAAUGUUAGUGACAGUGUUACAGAGAUCUGUCAGGUUUUUCAAAUCCUAGAGUUUCACUGUCUAAUUUUUAUCAGUGAGAGGCCUCCUUUAACCGGGGAAGCAAACAAUGUGUGUUUCAUCAACAUAUUCUCACACCCGAAGCGUCCAAACAUGAUGUUGAGGGACCAAGCUUUUGUUUUCGAUGCAUUAGGAGCAUCAGGAGGCGUCGGUUUCCGACACCUGCGAUAAUAUUUCACUGAUAUUUAACCUCUAACCUCUUGAUAUUUAACCUUCCCCUGACCCCCAAACUAACCAUGACCUUGUUUCUCAUUCUAAACUUCCUGUUAACAAUGUUUGAGAGGGAUGUUACAACUAGAAACUAAGUUUUGCAUGCACAAGUGGGUUAAGCUUAGGAUGGGGGAGAGGGGAAGAUUAAAUAGCUAAAGGGUAACGGUCAGAAUUCUGUGACAUCUCCAUUUUGUCGUGGAAUUUGGAAAGUGACGCUCUGGCACAGCUCCCAAAACAAACGCUUGGUCACCCGUCAUCAGUUUUUGACACUUUGAGUGUGAGAAUGUGUUGGUUUCAUGGGGGAUUUCACAUCAACAAGGCUACUGUGGGUGAGGUAUUAGUUCACUGCUUCAUCAGCUUUAGGAAAGAUAGGUUGAGAAAAGGUUGGAGUUCUGCUCCAAUCAUAUGAGGAUUUGGAUAUUUCUAAAAGAAAUACUUAGCAUUUAGACCUAAUGAGACCAGAUGAAAAUAAUACACAUUCAUGGGAACCACUUUAUGAGAGGACACAACCAGAUCAUAAACAAGCUGAGGAGUGGAGCAGAGUUUGUGAUGAGCAGAUCUAUAGUGUACUCCUUGUUGUAUGUAUAGCUACUGAAAAGCUGCUUUAAAUGGAAAAAGUCCAAUAACUCAGGGAAUUUAGCUGCACUGUGAUGAGAGCGUGUGGGAAUAUGAAUGUUCAUGUCUCCCAGUAUUAGGAUAUUUGCAUGGGGUCGCAGAUGGUUGUAUAUCUGACGAAUCAGCGUUGUUGUUGAGGGUGAAGAUUCUUCUUCCUGAAGGAAAAUGAUGGAAAACAUUAAAUCAUUUUUGACAAAAGCCUUUUUGCCUUUUAUUCUACUGUGCUUCAUUUUUAAUCAUUUGAAGAAAAAAAAUUAUAUUUCUGUGUUAAACGUUUGGAUUGUUUCUUUUUUAUUGCUUCCUCAUCAAAUCAGUGGUAUUUGUUACAGUGAUUUAGACAUUUAAAUGAGACAUCAGAUUAAAUUAUCACACAAAAAAUCUAUGCCAAAAGAGGCAUACAUAUUCUAUGAUAAUGUGAUUUCAAGCAAAUCUACAAAUGUAUCAGGGGAGAUGGCUUGUUUAAACUCACCAUGUAAAACUAUCUGGUUUUGGCUGGACUGGACCAUGAACUCAAGAACCAAAGAUGUUUAAAAGAAGUAAAAAGCGUGCUACAUCUUCAUUUAUGCUAUUGUGUCUGUUAUUUGUGGUGAUCCAUUGCAGCCUAGGCAUUUCUCUGAAAGUUUACCUGCACAGUUGUGCCCUUGAUUUGUCUGAAGUCUCAUCUGUUGAUGAAAAAAAAGUCCGACUGCAUAGCUGUGUUCUUCAUCAGUAGAAAUGAUUUCAUCUGUCAAUAGAAAUUAAGACAUUAAACAGAAGGAACACAUGCUCUGAUAUAACAAGUAAUUAACAUUUUACAUUUUUUUCAUAUUAUCUGUGCUCUUUCUGAUAAAAUAAAAGGAGGACACAAAACACAGAGACUCCUUUGCAAUUGUUGCCCACCACUACUCAUGGUCUAUACUAUAUCUUAUGUGUGUCUUUUCUAAUAAUGAUCCAUUUAUUUGUGUUAUUGUUUCAUUAAGAAUGAGAAAGGAAGCCCUGCGCAGAUUGAUGUGAGCUAUACCUUUGAUAAUGUUUUCUGUAAAAAUAAACGUUUUGGGAUCCGAUAUAUUUUAAAACAAUUAACAAUACAUUAUUUUUAAUUAGCAAUUCUGUCACAUGAGAAUAACACUGCAUUUGAACUAAUUAAAGAGGGUUUUCAUAAUGACAUAAAACAUAUUAAGCUUCAGCACUAAAAUUGUUGCUGAAGAGUUUGAUCAUUUCUAUGCAGUGGCUAUAUUUUAUUUCUACUCAAGGUGUCAGUAUAGACCAGAUAAGCGUGUAACAUUGACCGUGUUUGUCUUACAUCCUCCAUUACUGGGAUUGGUCGGUGUGUGUUCUGUGCUAUUUAAGACUGGUGGUCACAGCGGAGAGAAAAUCAUAGAUUUGUGAGGAAAUUAUUUUACGGGUAAAAACGUAGUUUUGUCGCUUGUGGCAUUAAGCUGCGCAACGAUGGCAUUUAGUCUGCGAAUCGUAUUAAUCUGCGGAUUCUUUGUUUUCUUUGUGCUGCACUGCGCUCACGGAGACCUGACCUAUUCAGUCGAAGAGGAGCUGAAACACGGAUCUGUCAUUGGAAAUAUCGCAAAGGAUUUGGGACUGGAUUUCGGGAGACUGGCUGCGCGUAAAGCGCGUGUCGAAAUGGAAGGAACUGAGAAACAGUAUAUAACAAUCAACCAGAAAAAUGGGGAUGUGGUCGUUGUAGGGAGGAUAGACAGAGAGGAGCUUUGCGGGGAGAAGCCGACAUGUGUUCUCAAAUUCGAUCUGCUUUUAGAAAAUCCUCUGGAAUUACAAAGACUGUCUCUCCAGGUGCAGGAUAUAAACGAUAAUUCACCCGUUUUCCAAAAGGAUGUAAUGAAGCUGGAAAUCAGAGAAUCAGCCGAUAAAGGAGCGAGGUACCGUGUGAUUGCUGCUCAUGAUUCAGACAUAGGCCAGAACUCCGUUCAAAGCUACGUUUUGAAACAAAACGCGCACUUCGUGUUUAAUAUUCAGACAUCCAGCAGUGGCAGGAAAUAUGGAGAGCUGGUUUUGGAUAAAGAGUUAGACCGAGAAGAUCAGAACGAACUGAGACUGCUGCUCACAGCUGUAGAUGGAGGGUCUCCUCCUAAAUCUGGGACUGUAGUUAUUCACGUCACUGUGCUGGAUGCUAACGAUAAUGCUCCCGUUUUUACCGAGUCUGUUUAUUCAGCCAGGUUACCGGAAAACUCUCCAAUUAACACCCCAGUUGUUACAGUUAGUGCAACAGAUGCAGAUGACGGUGUUAAUGGAGAGGUCACGUAUGAAUUUAGCCAACUGUCUGAUAAAGCAGGGAAGCUUUUUUCUAUUGAUCAGAAAUCUGGAGUAAUCUUUGUAACAUGUGACGUAGAUUAUGAAGAAGGUCCUAGAUAUGAAGUUAUGAUUGAAGCUAAAGAUGGAUACGGACUAACCUCAGACGUUAAACUAAUCAUUGACAUAAUUGAUGUCAAUGACAACGCCCCACUGAUUAAUCUAAAGUCUCUGUCCAACCCGGUACCUGAGAACGCACCACCUGGUACAGAGGUGGGCAUCAUCAACGUGCAGGACAGAGACUCUGAGAAGAACCGACAGGUCCGCUGCUCCAUCCAGCAGAACGUUCCUUUUAAGUUGGUUCCUUCUAUUAAAAACUAUUAUUCUCUGGUGACCACAGGACAGCUGGACCGUGAACUAGUGUCUGAUUACAACAUUACAAUCAGUGCCACUGACGAGGGCUCUCCACCUCUGUCCUCCUCUACAACUGUUCAGUUAUCUGUAGCUGACAUCAACGACAACCCACCUGUGUUUGAGGAGCAGUCCUACAGCGCUUAUGUGAGUGAAAAUAACAAACCUGGCUCCACUUUAUGUUCCGUUAGUGCUCGAGACCCGGACUGGAGACAAAACGGUACCGUGAUUUAUUCUCUGUUACCUGCUGAGGUGAACGGCGCGUCGGUGUCCUCCUAUCUAUCAGUUAACGGAGACACGGGGGUGAUCCACGCUGUCAGGUCGUUUGAUUAUGAACAGCUGAGGAGUUUUAAAGUCCACGUGAUGGCCAGAGACAACGGUUCUCCUCCUCUCAGCAGCAACGUGACCGUGAGUGUGUUCGUAUCAGAUGUGAAUGACAACUCUCCUCAGAUACUGUACCCCGCCCCGGAGGGCAGCUCCUUCAUGACCGAGCUGGUCCCCAAAGCUGCACACGGAGGCUCUCUGGUGUCCAAAGUGAUAGCGGUGGACGCGGACUCUGGACAGAACGCCUGGCUGUCCUAUCAGAUAGUCAGAUCCACUGAUCCGGGACUUUUCACCAUCGGUGUGCACAGCGGAGAGAUCAGGACGCAGCGGGACAUUUCUGAAUCUGACAGCAUGAAACAGAACCUGAUUGUAGCAGUGAAAGAUAACGGACAGCCCUCUCUGUCUGCCACCUGUGCCAUGUAUUUACUGAUUUCUGAUAACUUGGCUGAGGUGCCAGAGCUGAAAGAUAUUUCUUAUGAUGACAAGAACUCCAAACUGACCUCGUAUCUGAUCAUUGCGCUGGUGUGUGUGUCCACCUUCUUCCUGACCUUCAUCAUCAUCAUCCUGGGUGUGAGGUUUUGUCGCAGGAGAAAGCCCAGACUGUUGUUUGAUGGAGCAGUGGCCAUUCCCGGAGCUUAUCUCCCUCCUAAUUACGCAGACGUUGAUGGAACAGGAACUUUACGCAGCUCCUACAACUAUGACGCCUACCUGACAACAGGAUCUAGAACCAGUGACUUUAAGUUUGUGUCAUCUUACAAUGACAACACGCUGCCUGCUGACCAGACUCUGAAGAAAAGUCCCUCUGAGUUUGCUGAUGUGUUUGGAAGUUGUGAUUCUUCCCCUGAGGUAGGCAAUUAACUCGAUUCAUAUUCCCAAAUGUAUCUUUGUUGCUCAGCAAACUUUCGUUUAUACUUUCAAAUUUGGUAGUCGUUUACAUUUUGUCUCGUUUCUAUUGAUUGAAAAUAUUUUUUACGCAUUUAUAUUUUGGAGAUGCAUCAGCUUUAUCCUCACCUAUUUUCUCAAUUUUUGUGUCAUAGGACAGCAUUUACUUUCCAUAAACCCCUAUUUAGAAAAUGUAUUCUAAACAAUAGAAAGGAAAUUACAAAACAAGUAGGAAUGAGAAACAAUCUAACUUUUCUGUGGUCUGUUUAGUUACUGUAAUAUGUGUGCCAUCUGCAGUUUUGGUCUUACGUCUCUGUCCUUGGUGCUGAACCUUUUAGUAGCUGCUAGCAUUUACAGCUCUCUUCUUUACUUAUUUGUUUGUUUAUUUAUUUAUGUCUUAUUUAAUUGAUGCUAAUAUUGAAUAUAUUCUGUAAAUGGCCUAAUCAAGUUUUAUGAUAUCUCUGGAGAGUUUGAUGCUUGAUACAAUUUAAUUGAUUUUUUGAAUAUUAUCUUAGGAACAGCUUUUAAUGCCAGUUAAUACCACAACUAAAUUAAAUAACAUGCAGAGGUGAUUUUUAUUUAAAUAGAAUGUUCAUGAUUAACCAUUUUAGCAUGGUACUUGAUCAGAAUUAAUUAAUUUUUUAUUGAAACAUAGUUUGUGGAAAGGUUAUUUAAAAUUAUUUAAGACACUCAAAUGGGGUUUUUAUUUCUUUUAAACAGACUUUAUUACACUGGGUUCGUUUAAGAUAAUUCUAUAAUUGGUUUUGAUUAAGUUGGUAGAUGUUAUUAUUCACCAAGAUACUUAAACUCUGAAACUUGGCUUGUGUUUUUAAUCAGUUAUUAUUUUGAUUUUUUCGUCCUACAUUUGAAUCAGUUAUUAACAUUUCUCUCUCUAAUUCAAUUAUUUUUAGGCAACAUUUAAUGUUGCAUCAUGAAUUAUUGUAGCUGAUACUUUCACCUAUACGUAUUCAAUUUUCAAUUUUCAAAUGUCUACCUUUAAUUUUGACAAAUAUUUUAUUCAGUCAAUUCUUAAAAUAUGAUUUGGGUUUCCACAGGCUGUCUGAAUUAUUACUAGGUCUUACUGUUAAUGAAAAGUCUAAUCUCCUUCCUUUUCUUAUUCAGAAAUGUUGUUAAAUAAAAGGCAUAACAUUCUGCCGGAUAUUCAAAGACAUUUACUGAACUCUGGAUUUAUGGUUAUUUUAUUUUGGUCACAAUUUCCGAGCUGCUUCUCAGCGGAAAUUAUUUCAUCCCAUCUUUGUCUUUCUGAUGCAGUUAUUUUUAUUAUUGUGCUGUGCCUUUUCUGCUCUCAUGGCGUCGCCAUCCGCCUUAUAACGUGAAGAUUUGUCUCCUCCACUCUUUGUUAAGACUG
Molecule: messenger RNA, 6784 nt
Organism: Nothobranchius furzeri (turquoise killifish)
Lineage: Eukaryota; Metazoa; Chordata; Actinopteri; Cyprinodontiformes; Nothobranchiidae
Source: RefSeq, a predicted model, not a curated record